Messenger RNA from Acipenser ruthenus (sterlet), 1910 nucleotides. RefSeq names its product caveolin 4b (gene cav4b). The transcript is spliced from 3 exons. Gene Ontology annotation, molecular function: molecular adaptor activity. The record is from RefSeq and is a predicted model, not a curated record. Lineage: Eukaryota; Metazoa; Chordata; Actinopteri; Acipenseriformes; Acipenseridae. Gene Ontology annotation, cellular component: caveola. Gene Ontology annotation, biological process: caveola assembly. The coding region runs from base 793 to 1278 and encodes 161 amino acids.
CCAAAAAGGAGAGAGAGAUUGAGAGAGGGGGAGAGAGACACACACACACACAGACAGACAGAAGGCAGUCAUCUCUUUAUUGAAUUUGAUCGAAGAGGAACUAAAAGAAAAAACAUUUUUUGACCAUUUUAUAACUUUAUUGUUAUAACUUUAUGUAUUGUAUGCUGUUCUUGUCCAGUCUUGCAUUGGGUGCUGUAGCGAUUGCUAUAGUAUAGUGCUCAUAGGGCACUGUACUGAUUGCUAGUCUUGUAUUUGGUACUGUAAUAAACUCCAGUCUUAUACAGAGAGGUGUACUGAUAGCUAGCUUUGUGCAGACUGCUAUACUGUGUUUUGUACAGGGUGCUAUAGUCUUCUAUAGUAAACUCCAGUCUUGUAUACAGUGCUAUUGUGAACUUUACAUUUCCAUAGGGUGCUAAACUAUACCAAGCUAGAGUGUGCACUAGACUUUUUACCAAGGUGCGGCACUAAACUGUAGCUUUCUAUAGGGUGCUAUACUGAUCUCCAGUAUUCUUUAGGUUACCGUUGGUUUCCAUGCUGGAUGCUCGUAUCUAUAAUCUUCUAUAGGGUCUGUAGUCUUGUAUAGGGCCUCCAAUCUUGUAUAGAGCGCUGUACUGAGCUAUAGGUUAUAAUGUGCAGUGCUGUGUAGAGUGAGUUUUUUUUAUUAUAGAUAGACUGUUGCAGUUGUAGACUUCUACAGAGUGAUAUACUGUGCUCUCAGAGUGCUGUACCAGCUCUCUCCCCGCUUCCUGCCUCUGAUUCCUGUCCUGCUCUCUUCCACCCCCUGCCUGCGGCAUGCUGAACGACGACUAUCUGGUGGAGUGUAAGAUCGAGGAAGGUGAUGAAGUCAUCACCAAAUCAACUGCCCCCGACCCCCUGCCCACCGAGCCCCCCCCGAGAGUGGACGAGAGGGACCCCCACGGGAUCAACCAGCACCUCAAGGUUGAUUUCUCCGAUGUUCUCGCAGAGCCCUCCUCCUUCCACAGCUUCGACAAGGUCUGGACUUGGAGUGACAUCCUCUUCGAGGCCUCCAAGCUCUGGUGCUACCGCAUCAUCUCGUUGCUAUGCGCCAUCCCCGUCUCCAUAGUGACAGGCUUCCUAUUCGCCCUGCUCAGCUGCCUGCACAUCUGGUGUGUGUUCCCCUGUGUGCAGCUCUGCACUCUCUGCCUGCCUCCACUCCGUUCGGUCUGGUCCAGUCUCCUCGAUGUCCUGGUCGCUCCUGUCUUUGCCAGCGUGGGGCGCUGCUGCAGCCGGAUACACCUGACCUUCUCUAAGGAGUAACUGCCAGCAACCGCCAUGACAACCACCACGGCAACCAUCAGUGUCAUCCCACAUGGUAUACAUAAAUGAUACUUCAUACCAUGUGACAGUGUUAUUACUACAGUGGCAACCCCAUCGAAUUACCACUAACCCUUUCUUCCCUUAGCGGGGUCUGUUAACAUAAGGUUUCUGUAUUUGUCGUGCUGAAAAGCAAUAUAGAAAAUAUCAUGAAUCUUGCUAUAUAAGCAAGUACAAACAUAUGUUGACGUCCGAGGACAAAGAUUCUUAUUAUUUUUCAAUGUGUUGGGUUCUGGAAGCAAAAACAAUGCUAAAUCCUGUUCUUGUGUGUACUCAAUAAAAGAGUUGCUUUUCUGAAUUGUAUAACUUAAUUUCUUCAGCUCGGCAAAAAUAAUUGUGUGUGUUAUGAAAUAUGCUGUUUAAAUCAAGAGACAUAAAGACUACACAGAGUUUAGGAUCGCCUGACACAUCUGUGCUCCACUGUUUCAUUUGAAUGCUGUCUGUAUGAACUCUCUUUACUGUUAUCGUUUGUAGGAAAAUAUGUUACCCUGGUUAUCUGGGUUCGUCUGCAGGAUUUUCAGUCAUUAAAGUUCUUGUAUGGACUAAAUCAAUAAAAAAAUACAAUUUGGUUCAAA